AAGGAGAGCGAGAGCUGCCUCAAAUGCUUGAAAUAAUUCCGCUUCCGUUUGGAAAGGGGCAGCUUCAGUCUCCGCCGCCGCCGCCUGCCCUGCCGCCUUCUCCUUCGGUGCGCCCCAGUCGGACCCGGCCCGGCUCUCCCUGAACUCCGCUCUGCGCUCCCCGCCAUGGCAACCUCCCCCCAAAAGUCGCCCUCGGCCCCCAAAUCUCCAACCCCAAAGUCUCCCCCGUCCCGGAAGAAAGAUGACUCCUUCUUGGGGAAACUUGGAGGAACUCUGGCCCGGAGGAAGAAAGCCAAGGAGGUUUCUGACCUUCAGGAAGAAGGGAUGAAUGCCAUCAAUUUACCUCUCAGCCCAAUUCCCUUUGAGCUGGAUCCUGAGGACACCAUGCUAGAGGAGAAUGAGGUCCGAACAAUGGUGGACCCAAAUUCACGGAAUGACCCUAAACUUCAGGAACUGAUGAAGGUAUUAAUUGACUGGAUUAAUGAUGUUCUGGUUGGAGAAAGGAUAAUUGUGAAAGACUUGGCUGAAGAUAUGUAUGAUGGACAAGUCCUACAGAAGCUUUUUGAGAAACUCGAAAGUGAGAAGUUGAAUGUUGCCGAGGUCACCCAAUCUGAGAUCGCCCAGAAGCAAAAGCUCCAGACUGUGUUGGAAAAGAUCAAUGAAACACUUAAACUGCCCCCGAGGAGCAUCAAGUGGAAUGUUGACUCCGUCCAUGCCAAGAGUCUUGUGGCAAUCCUGCAUCUUUUGGUGGCUUUGUCCCAGUAUUUUCGAGCCCCAAUCCGACUCCCGGACCAUGUUUCCAUCCAAGUUGUGGUGGUUCAGAAACGGGAAGGAAUCCUCCAGUCUCGGCAAAUCCAAGAGGAAAUAACUGGUAACACCGAGGCUCUAUCAGGAAGGCAUGAGCGUGAUGCCUUUGACACCCUGUUUGACCAUGCUCCAGACAAGCUCAAUGUGGUGAAAAAGACGCUCAUCACCUUUGUGAAUAAGCACCUGAAUAAGCUGAAUCUAGAAGUCACAGAACUGGAAACCCAGUUUGCAGAUGGAGUAUACUUGGUGCUGCUCAUGGGCCUCUUGGAGGGCUAUUUUGUGCCUUUACACAGCUUCUUCCUGACACCGGAGAGCUUUGAGCAAAAGGUUCUUAAUGUGUCCUUUUCCUUUGAACUGAUGCAAGAUGGAGGGCUGGAAAAACCAAAGCCAAGGCCAGAAGAUAUUGUCAACUGCGACUUGAAGUCCACCCUUCGAGUACUUUACAAUUUGUUUACCAAAUACAGAAAUGUGGAAUGAAGAAAGAAAGAACCUGGAUUGGGGGGAUGUCCCAGUGAUUCACUUCACACCUCUCCUCAUGGUUCGCCCACACCUGCCUCCCUGAGCUGAGGCAGCUAACCAGGCGAGGGACCCCUAAUUGCAAUGAACUCUACUCUCACCACACUGAACACUAGCUGGGAUUAUUUACUGUAACUCAGAGAAACUGUGUAAUUAAAUUUUUGGAAGGAAAUGAUUAGAUAUUUACUGAAAACCUGGCUUAGAUUCCAAAAGAAUAUCUAGUUUUUAAAAUAUAUCCCAGUCUUUUUUAAAGAAUUUAACUAUGAUUAUUAUUCCCCUUUUUUCCCACCCAUUUCAGCACUGGAACUCAUUAAGAAGUAGAGGUUUUGAAAGACUAAAACAAAAUGCAAUUAGUGAUGGAUGGGUGGUGGGCUCUCCCUUUAGACCAGGACUUCUUAAACUCUUUCCACUCUCAAGAUCUGUUCACCUGAGAAAUUUUUACGUGACCCGGAAUAUAGAUAUAUAAAAUAAGUAUACAAAUCAAACAGUUACUGAUAAUGAAUCAUAAUUUCACAACUCCCACAUUUAGUUACACACCAAAAUUUGUGUACUCUGAAUGGUUUCACAAUCCAGAGUUUAAGAGGUGUAGCUCUAGUCAAUAUUUAUUUGGCAUUUAUUUGUUUUUAACCCAAAAAAGAAAAAGGCAGCAUUCUAUAGUAUAUAAAGAGCUAGCCUUGGAGUCAAGGAGAAACAGAUUCAAGUCCAACCUUUAUCACAUUCCAGCUGCAUGUUGAGGUACCUGAAGGAUCAUUUAAUCUCUGAGAACUCUCAGGCAACUUUCAAGGCCUCUGAGUUACAAAUGAGAUGCCAAAUUGCAACAGUGGAAGAAUUUCUAUGCCAGCAAUCCCAUACAUUGAAGAUAUCACAGAUCCAAGCCAAGAAAAAAAAUCUAUUCGGAUAUAUUUUUUUUCCAAACUUCCUUUCUUUCUUCCUAAGUCAUUUCAGAAGGAUGGAGUGUUUGUUAGGUUAGUGGAAACAAAUUCCAUCAGGAUGCUUUGGGACUGAGGGGUCCCCACAGAAAUUGAAAAUUUAAAAUUUAAACCAAAUCAUGCCUCAGAUACUUUUUACAAACUGAAAUGACUCAAUUCCUUUAGAUUGAUAAUAAUAAUGUGAGACCUAGGUUUAAAUGUAACUUUUGGGUAAAUUCUGGAGAUCAUUUUUCUUCUUUAUAACUUGUAUUGGAAAAGCCCUAUAUUUUUCUUCCAACUAAAUACCCAAUUCACCAUAGUUGGAAAAACACACAGGAACUAUGGAAUAGAAACAAACCAUCCCUUCAUUUCCCAGAAAGCAAGACCUUUAGGAGGGAUCCUUGAACUUUUAAACAAACAAAAAAAAAAUCCUUCUCACCUACUUCCUAAAUGAUCAUUAAGGCCAUUACUGGCCAAGGACAUCUAGCAGUAAUUACCAGAGACUUCGGGUGAGGAGAAGGGAAGUUAUUUAGACCAAAGCUUAGUAGUUUUCUUGAUCUGAAUUGUUUUGGUGCCUUGGGAUGACAUGUAGCCUGAGCCCAGGGAAGCUGAUAGCUUUGUUGUAUAGGGAGAGCAAUAGUACCUGUGUGUUUGGAAGGGAGAAGGGGAAGGCUACAUAUCUUCAAUAUAAGAGAAAAUAUGUAAUAGAAAAAAUGCUCAAUGUAUAUAACCAUCCUGCUGUGGUGCUUAUGGAGUUUUUAAAUGAACUAAAUACAGUCAGAUAAAUAGCCCAUGUGUCAUUUAUAUUGUCUUUGCCUUAGAGAUGCUAGAAAUAUCACAGAGAAUCAGAGAAAUGGUCUGUUGCCCUCUCCCUCCUACCAAGAGGUCUACGGCUGCCCUGUUCUUGCUUUAGGCCCAUUACACAAGUCUGUCUCUCUUAUUAGCUUCCAAAGGGUCCACUGGGAUAUAAAUCCAUACUAAACAAAAAAGGGACUUGGCCUGACCAUGCUUAAGCCUUUGGAGAUGAACUUGCUGGUCUUCCUCACCACAUGGUUUUUUAAAAAGCAGUAAUUCAAAAUGAUUGUGUUUCAGAUGCAUUAUGUGAUAUGGGGGAUCAGUUUAUUGCUAAAGAAUUAUUUUCUAGUUAAAGUUGUAAACUCUCCAAGAUGCAAAGGGGACAAGGUCCCUUGAGGGCAUUUAUCUAAGAAAGGCAAUUCUGCGAAUAAUUUGUGACAUUAUGUUUUUAAAAUUAUGUUCAUGCUCAAUAUUUUAUGGUUUCUGCUUGCUUUCUUCCUUUUGGUUCCUGGUAGUAAAUUCAGAUAAAUAAUUGUUUUCUCUGAGUAAUACUGAAAAUGCUUUUUAAAAAAAUAAGAGGACUGUAUUCAUUUCUAAAUGCUUUGCUAGGAGAAUUUUACCUCUCCUAAAAAAAAGAAAAAGAAAAGAAAGAAAUUGCAUCCAAGCAGCAAUUGAUAAAUAUUCUUAUUUAGAUUGA
Molecule: messenger RNA, 3723 nt
Organism: Sarcophilus harrisii (Tasmanian devil)
Lineage: Eukaryota; Metazoa; Chordata; Mammalia; Dasyuromorphia; Dasyuridae
Gene: PARVA
Product: parvin alpha
Exons: 13
Coding region: 166-1284 (372 amino acids)
Biological process (GO): actin cytoskeleton organization; substrate adhesion-dependent cell spreading; cilium assembly
Cellular component (GO): cytoplasm; focal adhesion; actin cytoskeleton
Molecular function (GO): actin binding
Source: RefSeq, a predicted model, not a curated record